This is a messenger RNA of Acipenser ruthenus (sterlet), 4005 nucleotides long. RefSeq names its product eyes absent homolog 2. The transcript has 17 exons. Gene Ontology annotation, molecular function: protein tyrosine phosphatase activity. Lineage: Eukaryota; Metazoa; Chordata; Actinopteri; Acipenseriformes; Acipenseridae. The coding region runs from base 670 to 2340 and encodes 556 amino acids. Gene Ontology annotation, cellular component: nucleus. The record is from RefSeq and is a predicted model, not a curated record. Gene Ontology annotation, biological process: multicellular organism development; negative regulation of extrinsic apoptotic signaling pathway in absence of ligand; positive regulation of DNA repair.
UGCAGCGCUGCUUUCCUCGUUUACCUCUUUGUCCCGUUGAAAAACUGAUAGCAGAUAGCAUCUAAUGAGCUAACCACAUUGGAAAGGUCAAGCUAAUCUUUCUUACCCUCCAACUCCCCCGUGAUUCGGGUUAAAAAGGAGGGGUGGAUACGAGAGAGAGAGAAAGAGGAGGGGUUGGAGUUGGAGUUAUUUAGCAUCGCCUUACUUUCCCGCAAGCCUCCCAUCACAUAGCAGUCUCGUUGAAUACGUCUUGCUACACAAAGUGAAUGCUCAUUGUUUUGCCUCGUAUAGGGUUAAGAUCGAGGCGAGGAGACUACCCGGGCUCGUAUUUACAGGAAGCAAAACAGCGAAGUGAGUCUAGUUAACGAUAUACGGUACUGGGUAGGAAAUCAGCAACCCCUGUCAUGUUGCGUCGCCUGAGAAAAUAGUUUUGUUUUAAGCAAAUAAUAAUAGUUUCUCAAACCACUAACCGCUCUGGAGUGGGGUGUCAGUUUUUGCUGACCUCGCUGUUGCAACUGCAUAGUCAACAGGUAAAGCCAGCGUUGCGAUUUUGUGGCGUUUUUCAUUUGUACGCGGCGCAGCUGAGAGAUCUCUUCUUGUGUGCGGCACUCGAGAAGGACAUCGGAUCAACACUCACGGCUUUUCUCCCAGGGAUAGCGGUUGAAGGAAAUGCUAGAUCUUGUGAUCGCUCAGAGUCUGAGUGCGAGUUCCCAGGGUCCGGUUGGUUGGAAGCAGAGUCAGUGGGAGACCCCCUCUCGCCCCCUGAACCCACACCACUCUCCAGAUGAAUUGAAGGCGUUCAGUACCGCCCCAGCAUCAAUCUUCACAGCAGACCCAGGUCACUCCUGGGACUUGACUCCAGUCUCUUCCUCCACCCCUGCCUGCAGACCCAGUGGGUUGCUCCCAGCCAUGGCUGCCUAUGGACAGAGCCAGUACAGCACAGGGAUCCAGCAAGCCCCCUCGUACACACCCUACCCUCACCACGGGCAGGGCUACACAGUGCCUCCUUACAGUAUAAAGACAGAGGACAGCCUGAGUCACUCUCCUGCACAGAACAGCCUCCUCAGCUACGCCUCUAACUUCAGCAGUUCUCCGUCGGGACAGGCGCUCUACAGCUAUCCCAGCCAUGGCAACAGUAUUCCGCCUGGAAUUUUCCAGGGAGCCAAUGGGAUCAGCAGCUCAGCAGCCUUUAGCCCCUCUCAACAGGAUUUCUCUGCCUACCCAAGCUUCACCCAAGGCCAGUAUUCCCCCUACUACAGCUCACACUACAACACACCCUACCUCACAGCCAGCAACGUCAGCCCCUCCUCUAUCUCCACGGCAACCUCCUACCUACAGCAGGAACACCCCUCUGUCAUCACCAACCAGAGCCCUGAGUCACUAGCAGGGGAAUACCACCCUCCCGCCAGCCCCCCCACGCCGGAGAAGGAGCAGGACUCAGCACAGCAGAGGAGAGGAUCAGACGGGAAGCUGCGAGGCAGGAAGAGGGCCAGCGACCCUGCACCCCCGCUGGACUCUGAGAUCGAGCGUGUGUUUCUGUGGGACCUGGACGAGACGCUCAUUAUCUUCCACUCUCUGCUCACAGGGACCUUCGCCACGCGCUUCAGCAAGGACUCUGCCAAGGCUGUGUCACUAGGGCUCUGGAUGGAGGAGAUGAUCUUCAAUCUCGCGGAUACCCGGCUCUUCUUUAACGACCUGGAGGAAUGCGACCAGGUUCAUAUAGACGACGUGGCUUCGGAUGACAAUGGGCAAGAUUUAAGCACGUAUAACUUCGCUGCGGACGGGUUCCACAGCCCCUCGAGUGGGGCCACACUGUGCCUGGGGUCCGGGGUUCACGGUGGGGUCGACUGGAUGAGGAAGCUGGCCUUCCGUUACCGGCGAGUCAAGGAGGUUUACAACACCUACAAGAACAACAUCGGAGGUGUGUUGGGCAGUCCCAAGAGGGAGGAGUGGCUUCAGCUCAGGAGAGACAUGGAGGUCAUGACUGACAUGUGGCUCACCAAUGCAGUGAAAGCACUGACUCUCAUCAACUCCAGGCCGAAUUGUGUGAAUGUGUUAGUGACCACCACUCAGCUGAUCCCAGCGCUGUCGAAGGUCCUGCUGUACGGACUGGGGAGCGCCUUCCCCAUCGAGAACAUCUACAGUGCAACCAAGACAGGGAAGGACAGCUGCUUCGAGAGGGUGGUGCAGCGUUUCGGGAGGCGAGCAGUCUACGUGGUGGUGGGGGACGGAGCGGAGGAGGAAAGUGCCGCCAAGAAGAAGAACAUGCCGUUCUGGAGGGUGAGCUGCAGGGCUGACCUGGAUGCGCUGAGCCACGCCCUGGAGCUGGAGUACCUCUAGGGGGCGCCACCUCUCAAUCUCUCUGGACCGGGUGGAUCUCUCGCUGGCGACAGCGGAGCUGAAAAAAAAAAAAAAAAACAAUCAAUCAGAAAGGAUUUUUGACACUUGUUUCAUCAUUCAGCUUUCAAGAACAUCAGGAAUCUCGUUGCGUUUCAACGUUAAAGACUUUUAGAAAAACACUUGGUGGGAUUAGCAAAAAAAUAAACGGACUUCAGUUUGAGAAGACGUCUCCAGUCCUAAUUCCCAGGUGAACAGGAUCCAGGCAGACUGAUGCUGGCUGUGCAGCUGCAGGUUCACCGCGGGUCCUUCAUGUCAAUUAGAGGCAAUAGAGCCCACUGUUAUUUAAUAAAACAGAGCAUCAGCAGGCUGUCCUGACAGGCUGGGCGGCUCAGUGUAUCGCAAGGGGAUACAAAGAUGUUCACUUCUGAGUCGCUGGUUCGAUUCCUGCCCAGCUCAGUGCUGAUCAGAGCAUUCUGAGGCUCAGGGCUGUGUGGUCAUGUGUAAUACCAGACAUGCCCUACAAUAGAAAGUGUGGAUUUGUAGAGUGUGUUUCAGGACACACAUACUGACACACGCACGGACACACACACACACACACACACACUGACACACGCACACACACACUGACACAUGCACGGACACACGCACGCACACACACACACACACACACACACUGACACACGCACUCUCACACACACACACACUAGCUAACCUCAUCAUUCUAUUGCCACAGAAGCAGACCUGAAAGCUGCCUGCACCCCACAGAAUCUGCAAUGGUCUCCACAGGGACUAGGAUCCAAUUUCAAGCUGCUGCAGUCAGUCUAUACCUGUGUGCUAGAGCCUGGAUUCAGUCCAGAUGAGAACAAAGCCGUAGCCAUUAGGGCGCCAUGCACAGAGAUGCUAGUUAACGUCGCUAGGAUCUGUCAUAUCCUUCUUAAGAGCUUUCUAAACACUGCUCACAGACCAAGAAAGGGAAAACCCAUGUCCGGCCACCGGGGGUCGCUAUUGUGCUGCAGAAGAGAAAACUCUCCGCGCUAGUUGAAAUAAGUUAUUUUUCUUUUUGAAUAAGAUAUUUUCUCUUAUUAAUAAAGGCUGGGACGACGUCCUUAAGAAGCGCUUUCUUUUUUAACGGCGCAGGUAUACGACUGCAGUGAUUGGCAGUUCAGUAACAGGGGCUGGGCAAGGUGACUCAUCACAUGAUACCUCUGAUCCAAUCAGACGGUAUGCAAUACGAUACAUUGCGGUGUGUGUUCUUUAAAUCCUGCCUGGAAUGAGAGCAAAGCCCUUCAUCCGCAUAGGACAAUCACUUUCAUAUUUAUAAACUGUUUUCUCAGUUCCUUCUUGUUUAUGAGCCCUUCUUGUUUCUGCUAUGCUAUUGUCUAUAGUCCAGAAGCGUGUUAUUGAAUUGCGCUGUAGAGCGAAGCUGUCUCCUGCAGUGCUGUAUUCGUUGAUUAAGUGCAGGUCCUGUUCUGGGUGCAGGUUUAGACAGUACCAGGGAAUGCAGGUCACAGUACCUCCGAAACAUGACAGAGGAAGCCGCAAGACUACAGGUUACACGCAGAAACAUUAGGACUGCAAUUAAAAGGUCAGGCGCUAAUAAAAAAUAACCAUUUCUGAUCCUCAUAUACAAAACCUGGACUGUUUUUUGAUCAGCGCUUUGGGGGG